AUGACCAAUGUCACCUUGGUGGCAGGAUUUCUCCUUGUGGGGUUUUCUAAUAUCCAAGAACUGCAGAUAUUAUAUUGGGUACUCUUCCUCAUGAUUUACCUGGCUAUCCUAAUGAGUAACCUUCUCAUCAUUACUCUCACUACCCUAGAACUGCAGAUACAAACACCCAUGUACUUUUUCCUGAAGAACUUAUUUUUCCUGGAUGUGUUCCUUGUGUCUGUUCCAAUCCCCAAAUUCAUUCUCAACAGCCUAACUUACAACAAUUCCAUUUCCACUUUAGGAUGUGCCUUUCAGCUACUUUUAAUGACUUCCUUUGAAGCAGGUGAGGUAAUAGUCCUCACUGCCAUGUCCUAUGACUGCUAUGUAGCUAUAUGCUGUCCCCUGAACGAUGAGGUAACCAUGAAUGCUGGUGCCUGGUUACUGAUGGCAGGUGUUUCUUGGGCCAUUGGGGGGCUCUUUGGAACUCUGUACACCACUGGCACAUCUUUUAUGCCAUUCUGUGGCUCCAAUGUGAUCCCACAGUUUUUUUGUGAUGUGUCCUCAUUGCUAAGGAUUUCUUGUCCUGAAACACUCCUGGUAGUUUACACAAGUAUUGGAACAGGUAUCUUAGGCAUGUCUUGUUUCAUCUGUAUUGUGAUCUCUUAUGUUUAUAUUUUCUCCACUGUGCUAAAGAUUCCAAUAGAAGGCCAAUCAAAAGCUUUCUCCACGUGCUUUCCCCAUCUCAUUGUCUUUACUCUUUUUAUUAUAACUGCUUGUUUUGUCUAUCUCAAACCAUCUGCAAAUCCACCCUCAGUUAUUGACAGGCUGCUUUCUGUAAUCUACACUGUGGUACCUCCAAUACUUAACCCUAUAAGCUAUAGCCUGAGGAACAAGGAUAUGAAACAGGCUAUUAUGAGAUUGCUGCACAAAACUUGUGGCCAUUAG
This is a messenger RNA of Mustela erminea (ermine), 924 nucleotides long. RefSeq names its product olfactory receptor 14A2. Gene Ontology annotation, molecular function: odorant binding; G protein-coupled receptor activity; olfactory receptor activity. Gene Ontology annotation, cellular component: membrane. Gene Ontology annotation, biological process: G protein-coupled receptor signaling pathway. NCBI's taxonomy places the organism in Eukaryota, Metazoa, Chordata, Mammalia, Carnivora, Mustelidae. The record is from RefSeq and is a predicted model, not a curated record.